AUGGCUCAACGUGUUACUUACAGAAGAAGAAAUCCAUACAACACCAGAUCUAACAAAAUCAAGGUUGUUAAGACCCCAGGUGGUGUUUUGCGUGCUCAACACGUCAAGAAGUUAGCUACCAGACCAAAGUGUGGUGAUUGUGGUCACGCUUUACAAGGUAUUGCUACCUUGAGACCAAGACAAUACGCUUCUAUCUCUAAGACUCAAAAGACUGUUUCUAGAGCUUACGGUGGUUCCAGAUGUGCUAACUGUGUCAAGGAAAGAAUUGUCAGAGCUUUCUUGAUCGAAGAACAAAAGAUCGUCAAGAGAGUUGUCAAGGAACAAACUGAAUUGGCCAAGAAGGAUUCUAAGAAGACCAAGAAAUCCAAGAACUAA
Molecule: messenger RNA, 375 nt
Organism: Henningerozyma blattae CBS 6284
Lineage: Eukaryota; Fungi; Ascomycota; Saccharomycetes; Saccharomycetales; Saccharomycetaceae
Product: 60S ribosomal protein eL34
Exons: 2
Coding region: 1-375 (124 amino acids)
Biological process (GO): translation
Cellular component (GO): ribosome
Molecular function (GO): structural constituent of ribosome
Source: RefSeq, a predicted model, not a curated record